ACUCUCUUUUACUCAAUUUUAUUUUAUUUAACAAACACCACACACACACACUCUCUCUCUCUCUUCCUUUUCUUCAUCUUCUUCUUCAUUCUUCUCUCUCAUUUCUCUCUCUCUGAUGUGAGGGUUGCACUGAGAAUAUGGAUUGAGAACUCUCUCUCUCUUUCUCUCUAUCUCUCCCUCUCCCUCUCUUUGUUUUACAGUACUAGUUUCUUUCAGAUCAAUCAGUUAGAGUACAGACAUAUUGAGUAAUUCACAACCCAUUGAGAGUUGAAGAAAUUUAUCCUAUUUUAGCGUCUUAGCAAUGGAAGAAACAAACUCGGUUGCUACACUGAUGGAUUCUACGUCUUCGAAGAUACAACAGCUGCAGAAGGCGUUUGCUGAACUCGAAAGUUAUCGAGCGGUUACUCUUAACAUGAAAUGGAAAGAACUGGAGGAACAUUUUCACGGGCUUGAGAAAUCCUUGAAGAGGCGCUUUCACGAAUUAGAAGAUCAAGAAAAAGUGUUUGAGAACAAAACACUGAAAGCUCGUGAAAUGUUGAAGAAGCAGGAAGCGGCUAUUUUUGCCCAGGAGCAAGCCACAUUGCAGAGGCUUCAAGAGAAAAGAGAUGCUGCUACAUUUGCGAUUGUAAAUGCUCGAGAAAAGCACAGGAAGGUUUCGCAAAAAGAUUUGGGCAUCGUCUCCAAUGGGGGUCAAUGUGCAUUACGUGUGGAGGAGAAACCGAUGGAUGCGGAUGCUAUUUCUAAUGUGACGGAAGGUCGCGUAGAAGAUGUGAAAGUUUCUCGUGAAGAUAGAAAUGUGGAAUUGAUCUCUUAUCCAGAAUUGGUAAAACUUUGUAAAGAGAUGGAUGUUUCUGGACUUCACAAAUUCAUAUCUGAUAACCGUAAGAACCUUGCUGCUAUAAGGGAGGAAAUACCACUUGCGUUAAGAGCUUCUCCUAAUGCUGCCUGUUUGGUGUUAGAUUCUUUGGAAGGAUUUUACUGCACGGAAGUGUCUAGUCAGGAUAUUAAGAAAGAUGCGAACUUAUUAGGUCUUCGCCGGACCUGUAUUAUGCUGAUGGAGUGUCUGAGUGAUUUCCUAACCGAUUUGCAUUCCGUUUCUAAUGUGAUUUCCAAAGAUAUCAAGGAUAGGGCAAAGGCAGUUGCUGAAGAGUGGAAGCCAAGAUUGGAUGCGCUUGACAUCGAUGCUAGCAAUGGGAAUUCCUUGGAGGCUCAUGCGUUUUUGCAACUCGUAGCUAGUUUUGAUAUUGCGUCUGGUUUUGAUGAGGAAGAGUUAUCCAGGCUAAUUCCAAUGGUGUCUCGGCGUCGCCAAACUGCUGAUUUAUGCCGUUGCCUUGGAUUAUCAGAGAAGAUGCCUGGUGUAAUUGAGGUUUUGGUGAACAGUGGGAGGCAAAUUGACGCGGUUAACUUGGCUUUUGCAUUUGAUCUGACAAAACAGUUUUCUCCUGUUUCACUUCUGAAAUCUUAUUUGAAGGAUGCUAGAAAUUCUUGCUCACCUGUCAAAAGGGGUAACUCAUCCCCUACCGCACAGAUUGAGGUUAAUGAACGAGAGCUGAUUGCUCAUAAAGCUGUAAUCAAGUGCAUUGAAGAACAUAAACUCGAAGAGCAGUAUCCUCUGGAACCUCUCGUGAAACGAGUAGUUCAACUAGAGAAGGCGAAAGCUGACAAAAAAAGGGAAACUGAAGCGACAAAGCCUCAACCAAAGAGACCUCGUGCUAACGGUGUAGGAUAUGGUCCCCGUGUCACUAACAACAUCCCUUCUGACAAAACUUCCUAUGCUAGAGUUGCUGCUGACAGGUACCCCCAAUAUGUGUACGACCGACCUUACAUGUACGCAGGACCAACCGACAAUCAUUGUCCCCCUAUCCUCGGCAACGCACAUUAUAACUUCUCUCAUAAUCAUGGAAACUACUUUGGAAAUGGCUAUCAGUACCAAGCUACAUAUCUUCACUAGUUAACUGAGUUAUGAGCAGGAGAUUAUGAACCUUUUGUUUAAUAUAUCUAGUAUUAACCUUUUUAAGAUGUUGUAUGUUGUACUUUUAAAAUGUAGACUUUUAAGAAUCACUAAAAAAGAGUAAACUGUCAUGUUAAUGUUUUAACUUUUGUACUAGAAGGUAUUCUGAUCCUCUAAUGUAUGAAUUCUGUUCUUGUUUUGUACAAACUUAUCUUAAUGUUGUCUUUGUAGUA
Lathyrus oleraceus (garden pea) is the source of this 2184-nucleotide messenger RNA. Its product is annotated as FRIGIDA-like protein 3. The transcript is spliced from 5 exons. Lineage: Eukaryota; Viridiplantae; Streptophyta; Magnoliopsida; Fabales; Fabaceae. Bases 302 to 1951 code for a protein of 549 amino acids. The record is from RefSeq and is a predicted model, not a curated record.